AUGUCAACGAGCUGCUGAAGUUCAUUCGGACGCUGCACGAGGGAACCCUGGUGUUCGUGGCCUCCUACGACGACCCGGCCACCAAGAUGAACGAAGAGACGCGGAGGAUUUUCAGCGAGCUCGGCAGCAGUGUGGCCAAGGAGCUUGGCUUCCGUGACAGCUGGGUCUUCGUGGGGGCCAAGGGGGUGCAGGACAAAAGCCCCUUUGAGCAGCACACCAAGAACAGCAAGAGCACCAACAAGUAUGAAGGCUGGCCGGAGGCGCUGGAGAUGGAGGGCUGCAUCCCGCAAAAAAAGGCUGAUGGCCAGUGACCCCCUACCCCGACACUGUGCUGUCAGCCCCAUGCCGGGGAGGGGGGCUUGCUCCUUGAGUCUGCGGGUGGGUCUGGCAGGGGGUCCCCUUUCUCCAGCCCCAAGGAUGGGCCAGGCUGUUUCUGGCGAGGUGCCUGCCCCACUGAUUUUCUCGCUGGUGGUGGGCAGUCAAGGCCCCAUCCCCUCUAAGUGCCUUAUUCCCCCAGGCAGGCGUUAAGCCCAGUGCAUUCCUUUCCUUACUGACGGUCUCUGAGUGUGGAGGGGCUUGUUCCCUGCUCUCUACCCUGGAAUUAUCCCCACUCCAUGGAGAGCGAUGCCCCCAGUUCCAGCCUGGUGGGGGUGGGGAUAUGCUUGGGCCAGUCCCCUCCCUGGUGUGGUGAUUCAGUGGUGUCCCCCUGUGCUGAGAGGGGAAACUGCACGGGGGGGGCUAGCUUGAGGGCAGAGGGGUCUGUGACCUCCCACAGCCUGGGCCCUCCAUGGGGUCUGAAUAAAUGCAGCGCAGAGA
Messenger RNA from Terrapene triunguis (Three-toed box turtle), 816 nucleotides. Its product is annotated as protein FAM3A-like. Lineage: Eukaryota; Metazoa; Chordata; Testudines; Emydidae. The annotation marks the transcript as partial. The record is from RefSeq and is a predicted model, not a curated record. The transcript has 3 exons.